AUGCAUGGAAGUGCAACAACGCAGCACUUUGAAGACAUGCUCAUCGAACUCUGUUCACCUGUUGUGUGCCCUUCUUUACGAACGUUUGGAACGGUCAUCUCCAUUAUCGGAUUCGUUGGAGCACCACUAACUGGUGGACUGAGUCUGGCCGCGACGGUUGGUGGCAUGGCUGCGGGAUUGACGGGUGGGGCCACGGCAGGCAUUGCUGAAGGUGUGCAGCACUUUAAAAAACAGUAA
Mesocestoides corti is the source of this 237-nucleotide messenger RNA. The record is from the annotation of a GenBank genome assembly. NCBI's taxonomy places the organism in Eukaryota, Metazoa, Platyhelminthes, Cestoda, Cyclophyllidea, Mesocestoididae.